Molecule: messenger RNA, 1389 nt
Organism: Aspergillus udagawae
Lineage: Eukaryota; Fungi; Ascomycota; Eurotiomycetes; Eurotiales; Aspergillaceae
Gene: gliZ
Product: Zn(II)2Cys6 domain-containing transcription factor gliZ
Exons: 1
Coding region: 1-1389 (462 amino acids)
Biological process (GO): positive regulation of transcription by RNA polymerase II
Cellular component (GO): nucleus
Molecular function (GO): sequence-specific DNA binding; zinc ion binding; DNA-binding transcription factor activity, RNA polymerase II-specific
Source: RefSeq, a predicted model, not a curated record
AUGGCGGCAUCUAUGCAGGAUGUGUCGCCAUCUUUUACCUCGUCUCCCACAUCCACAAUGACUACGACUUCCACACCCAAACCAGACAAGCCUCGCAAGCUACGAUCGGCCUGCGAUGCCUGUCACCGGUCCAAGACUCGAUGCUCGGGCGGCAACCCUUGUACCCGAUGCCACGAGUAUAUGAGUCCAUGUACCUACAGCUAUUCCUCACGCUGCGGCAAACCCAAGGGGGCCCGCAGUCGUAAAACUCUGGAGCGGGAGCAGCGGGUGGCGGCGGCUGCGGCAGAGUCCGCUCGGAUAGCGGGGAACCCGCUCCCGUCUGCUCUAGCCUCCACCACCUCCGCCACGGCUACGGCCACUCCCUUCCAGUGUCCAACCGCCGACACUGCGGCUGCCGCAACCGGCGCCACCACGUCCACGGUCGCGUCUCCCCGUGCUGACGACUGUCUCGGUCUGUUCGACGACGAGGAGGAAUUGCUCCCCGUUUUCUCCAGCUGCGGUGAGGAUACCGGGGCUAGUACUGCGUUUUCGACGGACUGGAUCCCUCCUCUGCCCUCCAUAUCCGACUCCGACCUUUCGUUCCCGUUAAUAGAUUCAGGGUUAGCCCCGGACCCUGACCUCAAUGACUCCAUUUUCUGGAGCACGAUCGCCGAGCCUGACUGCCAGCCGGCGAGCAAGGAGCUGCUGGAUCCUCGAGCCAAGCUGCUGCGCUCCUGCAAAUGUCUCCAGACCCUCAGCAACCUCACUUCCCGAGACAUCCGUCGAUUCGAUGCCACGUUUAUGUUUGUCCGGAACUUUGCUCGUGCAUUUUCCGCCUUCUAUUGUUGUUCACACUGCCCGAAAGAUGCCGGCAGUAUCAGUAUGGCAGUGACCGCGUUGCAGCUGGCAACGACAGCCCUGGAAAAAACCGCCAACAUAGGGACCGAAGCUGCUGUCUUCAAGUCAGGCUGCUCAGGCAUGACCUCCGCCGACCUGGACGACGACCUACUCUCGCCAAGCUCCGACCUCUUCCUGCCGUCGAGCAACAGCAGUGGCCCCAACCCCUUCUUCCAGCUGGGAAGCUACCAAAUCGCCCCUCUGCCGGGAGAACCCGAGGCGGAGGAGCAUAGUGAGAUCCUGAACAUCUUGAUACGGUCCGCGGUGCGCCGCUUAUUGGCCGUCUGCUGGCAGAUCUGGGAUCUGCUCCGUGGUCCCGCUUCCCGCGACGGCCGGGGGUAUGUCUUUGACCCCCUUGACUCGUCUUCCUCAUCUUCCUCUUCCUCCUCGUCCUCCUUCUCAUUCGCCCCUGACAAUAACCAACUCUUUGAUCUUUCAUGCUCAGCCGAAGCAGCCCAGUUUCGGAGCACGCUGGUCCAGAUACCGGCUCGACUGUGCAACUUGCUGGCCUGA